Messenger RNA from Peromyscus leucopus (white-footed mouse), 2163 nucleotides. It is a transcript of the gene Slc39a9, whose product is annotated as solute carrier family 39 member 9. Bases 891 to 1817 code for a protein of 308 amino acids. Gene Ontology annotation, biological process: zinc ion transport; transmembrane transport. NCBI's taxonomy places the organism in Eukaryota, Metazoa, Chordata, Mammalia, Rodentia, Cricetidae. Gene Ontology annotation, cellular component: membrane. The transcript has 7 exons. Gene Ontology annotation, molecular function: metal ion transmembrane transporter activity. The record is from RefSeq and is a predicted model, not a curated record.
AGAAACAGUCGUUCGUCUCGGGACGCUGCCUUCUGUACUUCAGUUCGCCGACGGGUGGCCGAAAUGAUGGCGAACACAACAGGGACACUAGUCUUUUUUUUUUUCUUCUUUUUUUUAAACCUUUCUGAAAAAUGGCGGCAAUAUAACUACCGCGGCCUAUAGGUCCGUUGUAACCCGGAAGUGCCCUGCUAAAGAGGGGGCGGUGAGACAAUCCGGAAGUGGGAGUAAUGAAGAGGUGCCACUUGGCGGCCAUGGCAGCUGUAGUAUUGGCGACUCAGGGUCAGGGCCUGGCUGAGGGAAGUACCAUGGGCAGCACCCGGUGUCGGGCAGAGACAGCGUUGUACCGACUUUGCUGUUGAGUCCUCGGGGCCCGCUGCUGACUUGCGGGGCAGCUGGCUCGGCGCUAGACUUGGAAGGGAGUUUGGUGGGCUGGUCCCUGGGGGCGGAUCACCUGCGGGGCCGGCCACCCUAGGGAACCAGGUGCCGGCCGAGGUGAAGACACUUAGCUUUACUUUUUUCCUGCUGCUACCAGGCACACUGUCUAGGGGGAGCGGGCCGUUUUGCCCACCCUCAUUCCGAAGGCUGAAGAGAUCUCUGUCGCACGGUGUCUCCCAUCUGUUACCCUACCGGAAUCCCGGUGAUUGGCAUCCAAGAACCUGAGAUUGAGCAAAGUUUUCUCCGGUGCUAGUAUCGGCCAAAAAGGAGCCUGCUUCUUAGUACGCAGGAGAGCAGCCUGAUUCGUGAACACCACCGGCUGGUGGCAAGGUUGAAAAAAAGUGGGAAACUCCCUUGUUCUCUUGGAAAAACCACACGUUUAAAGAGCCCAAGCGCCUUUUCAAACCGCUGGGAUUUUGAAGCCUGGUGGUAGAGGGUGACUACAGGAGGGCAGAAUGGAUGAUUUUCUCUCCAUUAGUCUGCUGUCAUUGGCCAUGUUGGUGGGAUGUUACGUGGCUGGAAUCAUUCCUUUGGCUGUUAAUUUCUCAGAGGACCGACUGAAGCUGGUGACGGUGCUGGGUGCUGGGCUGCUCUGUGGAACCGCACUGGCGGUUAUCGUGCCUGAAGGGGUGCACGCACUGUAUGAGGAGGUUCUGGAGGGAAAACACCACCAAGCCAGUGAAACCAAGCAGAAUGUGAUUGCCUCAGACAAAGCAGCAGAAAUGUCAGUUGUCCGUGAACAUGAGCACAGCCACGACCACACACAGCUGCACGCCUACAUAGGUGUGUCCCUUGUCCUGGGCUUCGUGUUCAUGUUGCUAGUGGACCAGAUUGGCAGCUCCCAUGUGCAUUCCACUGACGAUCCAGAAACAGCAAGGCCUAGCAGUUCCAAAAUCACCACCACGCUGGGGCUGGUCGUCCAUGCUGCAGCGGAUGGUGUAGCUUUGGGAGCCGCAGCUUCUACUUCACAGACUAGUGUCCAGCUCAUUGUGUUUGUAGCAAUAAUGCUACACAAGGCUCCAGCAGCAUUUGGACUGGUUUCCUUCCUGAUGCAUGCUGGCCUGGAGCGGAAUCGAAUUAGAAAGCACUUGCUGGUAUUUGCAUUGGCAGCACCAGCCAUGUCCAUGCUGACCUACUUGGGAUUAAGUAAGAGCAGUAAAGAAGCCCUUUCAGAGGUCAAUGCCACUGGAGUGGCCAUGCUCUUCUCUGCGGGGACAUUUCUUUAUGUUGCCACCGUCCAUGUCCUCCCUGAGGUGGGUGGAAUGGGGCACAGCCACAAAGCUGACAGCACUGGGGGGAGAGGCCUCAGCCGCCUGGAGGUGGCGGCCCUGGUUCUGGGCUGCCUCAUCCCACUCAUCCUGUCAAUAGGACACCAGCACUAACCGUCAGGUUCCGGCCUCAGGCCAUGGCCAUUGCCAUCCAGGAAGAAGAGCGAGCGAGCGUGAGACGCUCCUCACUCCUCAGUGUUUUGUCUCGCCUUGUCCAUCUCCACCGUGUUCCUAGAGCCCGAGGGAGAGGAGAGUCCAUCGUGGAGAAGUGGAACAGCGUGUAGCAGGAACAUUGUCAUCAGACAGGGACUUUGUGUUGUCUUUAAGGGACUUUGACAUGCCGAGUUCUGAUGUUUCUCUUUACCCUAUUCUCAGGGAAGAUGGAAUUUAGUUUUAAAGAAAAGUGGAGAACUUCAUACCAUGAAAUAGCGAUUAUGAAAAUACAGUGUUCUGUAAUUAA